Molecule: messenger RNA, 1990 nt
Organism: Chiloscyllium plagiosum (whitespotted bambooshark)
Lineage: Eukaryota; Metazoa; Chordata; Chondrichthyes; Orectolobiformes; Hemiscylliidae
Source: RefSeq, a predicted model, not a curated record
CUGGAGAAGGCAGAAGAAGGUCUUUCUAAAAUGGUCCUAGAUCAAGCCUGCUUUAAGGUAGAACAAGCAAAAACCCAAUUGGAUUCCACCAGAGAGGAGUACCAGAAACUGUCUGAGACCAAGGAGAAGGUGACUAAAGAUCUCGAUGAGAUCCUGGUCACCAUGAUGAGGUGUCAAGUGAAGGAGAUAGACUAUGACACAACCCUCAAGCUGCUGGUGAUUGGCCUGGAUGCAUUGAGCCAGGUCAAAGAGCAAUGGGCUAAGAUGAGCAACUUCUUCCAAAUGAUGUCUAAUCUGAUUCAGGUCUCUCUCAACGACACUGUCACACAGUUCACCAGUGAUAGUGAGGCUUACGAGCCAUUCCCAGGAUAUUCCGAAGAUGCUUUCAUCAAGGACAUGAUCUACACAGAAGCCUUUCAGGCUUGCAACAUUGCCAAUCUCUGCCACAUGAUCUCAGGGACUUAUGUUGAGAUCUCUCAGAAGCAUCUAAGGGACCAAAUCUCUAGUUUAGAGACCAACAUCAAUAUGAGCCCUGAUGAUCCAAUGUUUAAUGUGAAACGCAAACAACUGCAGGAAGGCUACACUGCCACAAAGGAAGCAGUCAACCAACUGGUCAUGAAGAACAAACGGGAAUUUGAGAUUCAAAUACAACAGAGGAUUGACAGCAUCAACUCCACAUUUAAAGAUGUCCUACCCCUCACAGAGAGACAAUAGGGCACAAUAUACAGAGCAAUCUGAAGGAAGAUCCUGAGGUCUCGCUACCUGACUGAAGGUUACAGACAGCAUGUGAAUGUGCAGCUAUUGUAUGAAAAUAAUGCCUUAAAUCUUUCCUGAUCUCCAUUGCCAGAAAGGUUCUGCUGAAGUCUUAGUUCUGUUCAGAAUACAUCCUGUGACCCAUUCACUCUCCCACUAGCUGACUGACCUGCAGGUCCAUGGUGGGGAUGUGUUGGUUGGGGGUCCUGACCAGGAGAGCUUUUUCCCAGGAUUCACCAUUCUGGAUUGACCUGUCUCUAUCUCCCAGGAAGAAUCAGGGUUCCCUAUGCAGAGGAGGCCCCAGUUCCCAGCAUAUAUCCACAAUUCAAGUGAUUCUUCUCCUCCAUGUCUUCAUUUUCUGAUAGAAAAUCUCAGUAUUUACCUAAACAGGAAGGCUUGCUCUUUGAUAGUGCAUUCAGAGAUUCAGCCAAUCAUGCUCAGUCGGUGGGGCUGCCAAAUGCUCCGGACAGCAAUUCUUCAAGUUCCCCUUGAAACCACACAUGGUCCAGACUCAGGUGUGCACCAUCUUUCAUUCAUCUUCACAUAGCAGAAUCAUAAACCUGCUGAAAAUGAAGGACAAACUUUCAUUUAUAUAGCACUUAUCAUCACCAUGGUCCACCCAUCCCAGAGUGCUUCCCAGUUGCUGUACUGUUUGCAAAGGAAAAUCCGCAACUUAUUUGUCCACAGGCAGCUUGAUCACCUGUUCUGGUGAUGUUUAUUGAGGGAUAAAUGUUGGCCAGGAAAUUGGACAGUACUCCUUGUUCUCCUUCAUAACCACUCCAUGGGAUCCCCUCUGUUCAUCGGAGAGGCAGGGUAUUGACCAUCUGUCGGGGGUUGAGGACACAUCUUCAUCACACGCAAUGGUUCAUCACCAUCUUCUCCAGACUAACUGCUGCAGAGAAAUAAACGCCAGCAGCACCCACCUCUCAGACAGCGAAUGAAAUUGAAACAUUGAUCAUCCUGGAAGUCAGAUAGUAAACUCGGAGGACGCUGGGAAAGUCAGGACUUAGGAGGCAGAGGCAAACUCCAGAGGCAGCCAGGAACAGUAUCUACGAUAAAUAUUGACCAUACCGUUAAUAUCCAUACAACAAGCCCGAAUUUGGUCAGGUCAUCAAGCUGUGCUUCAGGAGGUCAAAUGGUGGUGAAUGUUCAUGGUCAGCGAGAGGCAAGUAUUCAAUAGGCUGCCUGGCCCCUGCUGACUCUUCUCCUCAGAGACUUUAUUCAGACCGGAUCUUCU